Olea europaea var. sylvestris is the source of this 3851-nucleotide messenger RNA. RefSeq names its product myosin-binding protein 1-like. The transcript is spliced from 4 exons. Gene Ontology annotation, molecular function: myosin binding. Bases 644 to 2839 code for a protein of 731 amino acids. NCBI's taxonomy places the organism in Eukaryota, Viridiplantae, Streptophyta, Magnoliopsida, Lamiales, Oleaceae. The record is from RefSeq and is a predicted model, not a curated record.
AGUAGUAUCUCUGUAAAAGCUACGUGCAUUUAUUUUCUUAGUAGGACUUUACAUCAGCCCACCACUACAUUAAUACAUACGUUAUUCUAAAUACAAGAUUGACUCUGUCUUAUUUUCUUGGUUUUUGAGUCUUCUCAUUCUCUCGACACUGGUACCGUUACUUUUGGUGAAACUGCUUCUUGUGGAAAAGCCCCAACUUUUUUCUUGGCUUCUUGAUUCUCUAGAUUAACAAGCAUUAGAUUACUCAGUGGGCUGUCUAUUGCAUUUUGGGAACACUGAGUUACUGUUCUAUUGGGGUGUUACGGAGUUUUCUCUGGGUUACAGAACAACUUAUCAAUGGAUUUAAGGAGGAAUCCAACUGAUGAAUUUCAGCAGAAAGUUUACACUAGUAUUGCCACAGCUCUAGUUAGAGCAGUUCAUGAAUGGUUGCUGAUUUUUUUGCUCUUUAUUAAUGCUGGUUUCUCAUACUUAGUUACUAGGUUUGCUCGUUAUUGCCAAUUGCAAAUUCCGUGUUUGCUAUGCUCUAGACUUGAUCAUGUUCUGGGCAAUGAGAGAGGAGGUUUUUAUUGGGACCUAAUAUGCCACAAGCACAAGUUAAACAUUUCAUCUUUAGUUCUUUGUCAUCUUCACGACAACCUUGUUGAUGUUCAUGGAACGUGUGAAAGUUGUUUUUUUCUCAUUUGCCACAAUAAACAAGUCAAAUGCUGAAACAUAUAAAUUAUUGGUUGGCAAAUUGGGUGCUGAGCCUUGUUUUGGGCUUGAUCAAGGUUCUUUAUCUUGGGAACACAAUCUUGGUUCGACUGACACGAGAAAGUGUUUUUGUUGCAAUGAGAAAUUGAUAUCUACAAGUUAUGCCAAGAAGUUAAUUCAAACUAAGUCAAUCCGCUCUGAGGAUGCUGAGCUUGAUGUGCCUUUAUCCAAACCAUCUGCACCUAAUAGGGAUGAGUUGAAGGAGAUUAAAGAUGCAUCAUCUUACUUCCACCAUAUGGGGAAAAAUGAUGCUGAUCGUUUGUCACAUGUAGAAUAUUCAAAGAUCAAUGUUACUUCCGAUAGUGAAUCAGAAACUGCAUUUUCUGAUGAUGAAAGUACCCGUGCACUUAUUCGUGAAAUGGUGACUAUUCGUGAAAUGGAGUCACCAGAUAAAGAUUUAGCUGCUAUGUAUGUACAACCAGAACCUCGUGUUAUUGCUCGUGCUGAUAAUGAUGAUGCUGAUCCUUUGGCACGUGCGAAAUAUGCAAAGAUCAAUGUUACUUCUGAGGUUGAAUCUGGAACUCCAUUUUCUGAAGAUGAAAGUGCUUGUGCACUUAUUUGUAAAAUGGAGUCAUUGCACAAAGAUGUAGCCGCUGGGCAUGUACAACCAGAACCUCCAAUUAUUUCUCUUGCUGACAAUCCAGAUCCAGAGGAAUUGAUAUAUGCAGCUUCUUCAACCAAGCUUUCACUUUUGGAGUCAGAGGUGCAACUGGAAGCUAUUAAUUCCUGCUGUAAUACAAGAUCUGAGUCACCCAUUAGACAUCAUGGGUUGGAGGAACUUAACAGGCAGCAAGCUAACCACAAAGAUGAUGGUAUGUUACCAUCUGAGCUCAUAACUUCUGAUGAGGUACUUCAGCUGCCCAAGGUUUCUGGGUAUCAAAGAUGUGAAUCAAAAGAGACUGAUGCCAAAGCCAUGGCUGAAUUGGAGAGAGAAGUUACCUUGGAGGGUGGACAAACUUCUGGUUUGAAAGUGACACCACUUCAGCAAAUGAUGGCUGAUUCUUUGGAUCUUAGUGACGCCUAUAAAUUAGCUGUUGGCAACAGGGGAAGGCAGUUGUCCGGAAGACUUUUAGAACAACAGAGGUCUAUGAAGGAUUCUGAGAGAGCCAGCGCAGAUGUGAAGCUCUUGUUGUCACAAAUAUCUUCUCGGAGGAUUGAUCCGUCAUUAAAUGAUAUGAGCCCUAGGGUGUCUGCAAAUAGUGAUGAUUUUAGAACUUCCGAUGCUUCUAAUGCUAUUGGGAUGCUGAUAUCACAACGAGGGACAUCAUUUGAGAGAAAUGAAUCUAAUACAUCUCUUGAUGGAAGCACUGUCAGUGAAAUCGAAGGUGAAACUGUGAUAGAUCGAUUAACACGACAGGUUGAGCAUGAUAAAAAGGUAAUAGGUGCUUUGUAUAAAGAAUUGGAGGAAGAGAGAAAUGCUUCUGCAGUUGCUGCUAAUCAAGCAAUGGCGAUGAUUACUAGAUUACAGGAGGAAAAGGCAGCCCUCUAUAUGGAAGCAUUGCAAUGCCUAAGAAUGACGGAAGAGCAAGCUGAGUAUGAGGGUGAAGCACUACAGAAAGCAAACAACCUACUUGCAGAGAAGGAGAAAGAGAUUCAAAAUUUAGAGGCUGAACUUGAAGUGCACAAAAACAAACCCGGAGAAUCAUCUUCAUUAGGUCACUUUGUGAAGCCAAGUCAUAAAUCUGGUGCAGGUGAAUUGAAGGUAGCACAAUUAGAUUUGAACCGUAAAGAAUUUACGAACACUUCAUGUCACAGUUCAAAUGAUGAUAAAUUCGCUGUUAUCAAUAGAAUUGUUGAAGCACUGAAGUUGUCUGGGAAUGUGGACUAUAAUACCUCCGUAGAAGUUAAAGAUGAAAAACAAUAUGUCUUGCGAUGUUUGAAACAAUUAGAAGAAAAGCUUAAUUCAUUCUCAGAAAAUAAGGUAUACUCUGAGAUGACUGAUGGCGACUAUUCAACAGAGGAAGGAAGUGGUGUAAGUGGUUCCAAAAACCAUGAUUACAGGGAGUUGUAUGAAAGAAAUGGUGGACAUUUACAAAAGAUACUAAGCGAAGAAACCCUUCUGCUCAAGAACAAUCUGCUUUCUCCAUGAAAUUCUCAAUGUAUUAAUGAAGGAAAUGGUGGAUUCAAAUAUAAACAACAUGUCAGUCGAGAUUCCAGGUAGAUUCUCCUUCACAUGAGGUUUCUGUUUUUAGAAAAACAUUAGGAAGGGAGAACAAAGUUUUCUUGAACAUUCUGUUAUCACUUGAGAAAGGAACCUAGGGGCUGAAUGUAUUUGAGAAUACCUUCUCGCCCGCGAGAAGUACCUUCAACUCAGAUAAGAAUAACAAAACAACUUUCAAUGUGAAUUUCUGUAACCGAGUACCUUAGAGGUAAACACUUUACUAAAAUCAUCUUAUUCAUGUCUCCUUUCCCUUCUUAAUGUAUUUGACUCGUGAUAUUGUACAUAAUAGAUAUGUUUGCAAUUGAAUUACAAAUUAGUCAUUGGUUUGAAAUUAAUAAGGAAACUCUGUCCAAUCUCAUAUUAGGCUAGUCAUGUAUUUUACAUUUGCAAUCCUAGUUCAUGCCUUAUUUUCAAAAGUAAGUUGUGGCAAUACACGGGUAUGAAAUGGCAACAUGAAUACCCAGUUCAAAAUAUUGUUGAUAGUUGAUAAGAUAUGCAUCUUUGUACAUUUUAUCAAAGAAUUCCAAGGUAAAAAUGGAUGCAGCUCAUUAGCUACUACGAAGAAGAUGCAAAUAAUUCUUGAAUGCCAAUUUUAUGCGAAUUCAUUAUCUUAUGUGUUGUUUCUUCCAAUUUGAAGGAUUGGUCUACUUUUGAUGAUAUGUUGUUUGAGUAAUAGGGCACUGGAAUAUGCCUUCAUAUGGUUGAAGAUGAUUCAACUCUCUGGAAAGCCAGAAGGUAACUGUGAUGCACAGCUAGUGAUAUAAAAUCUGAAAGUAAACCACUUCUUUAUCCUUUUGCUUUCUAUUUCUAUAUUUAAGAUUUAAGUUGAGCCUGUGUGAUUCUUUCUAUUUGUCCAUAUUUAGUUGGGUUUACAUAAAGAAAAGGAUUUAUUAUGUGUACUGAUACAUUGAACUCUGAAAUAUUUCGGUUUUUGGGUAUA